This is a messenger RNA of Rhododendron vialii, 399 nucleotides long. Its product is annotated as putative calcium-binding protein CML23. Bases 1 to 399 code for a protein of 132 amino acids. The record is from RefSeq and is a predicted model, not a curated record. Lineage: Eukaryota; Viridiplantae; Streptophyta; Magnoliopsida; Ericales; Ericaceae. The transcript has 2 exons. Gene Ontology annotation, molecular function: calcium ion binding; enzyme regulator activity.
AUGUGUAUAGCGUUCGUUACAACAGUAUUCAACCACUUCGACGACGACGGCAACGGCAACGGCAAGAUCUCCCCCAAGGAGCUGCGCCUCUGCGUGGGGUCAAUGGGCGGAGACCUGUCGGAGGGGGAGGCGGAGGCGACGGUGGUGCUGAUGGACUCCUACGGUGACGGCGAAUUGGGGUUCAAAGACUUUGUCAGACUGAUCGAAGGAGGAGAGGAGGAGGAGGAGGAGAAGGUGAAGGAAUUGAGAGAGGCGUUCAGGAUGUAUGAGAUGGGAGAUGGGUGUGAGUGCAUUACACCCAAGAGCUUGAGGAAAAUGCUGAGGAAGCUUGGGAAGAGCAAUACCAGUAUUGAGGAGUGUAAGGUGAUGAUUGCUCAGUUUGAUUUGGAUGGAGAUUAG